AUGUCGAUAUUCAAUUUGCUCGGCAAAUGUUUUCCAACCGGGCCCAGGCCGCCACGCGCCUGCCCGCUGCAAUUUACUGUUUUCACGCCGUCAUCCAGCGACAUGGCAGUCAUCAACUCCACCUCUCAAAUCGCCAACAAGGUCACCCGGUCGAAAGUCUCCAAGAGUCUCAAACGUGACAAGGCCCAGGCGAAACUAACUCGGCGAGUUGCGCAAAAGAAGGCCGAAGCAGCCGACCCCUCACUUCGCGAAGCUCGACUGAAAGCAAACGUUCCUCGGACGAUCGAAGGAACGAAAGAAUGGCUUGGCGACGAUGGCGAUGACGAGCGGAUGCUCCCGGUGAAGGUCGAAUAUUUACCGCAGACGGAGGAAGGCGCUGAUGGAGCCGAACCGGGAUUGGACAACGUGCAUUUUGACAUGGGCAGACUUCAUGAUCUCUUUUCACCCUACAUGAACGAAGAGAUCCCUCCUGCUGUUCCUGCAGAUGCGCCCCCAAAUCCGCCUGAAGAUUCGCACCCAGAACAAGGCACCAGCCAACCCGAACCUACUGCGCCACCGGAACAGCAGCCACGCACAUUGAUCACAACCUCGCCGAGACCCUCAGAAUUCACCCUGGCAUUCAUGCACGAGCUUGGUGGCCUGUUUGGGGGAUCGAGGAACUGCGACAUUAUACCUAGAAAGACGAAACGAUUCGAACUUACUCGUGUUUGUCGUUGGGCCUGUGAGCGAGGUUACGCAAGCCUGGUUGUCAUUGGCGAAGCUCAUGGUGGCCGUAAUCGGAGUGGUCCAACGCACAUGACGAUUUCCAGAUUACCCUACGGUCCUACUGCCUCCUUCAGGAUGACCAGUAUCGUCCCGAGUAAGGCUAUCCCCGGACACGCCAAACCCACGUCACAUUUCCCUGAACUUGUCCUCUCCAACUUCUCGACUCCGCUCGGUUUGAGCAUCGGAACUCUUCUGCAAUCCGUCUUCCCCCCUCUCCCCGAACUUGAGGGGCGACAGGUCGUGAGCAUGCAAAACCAAAGAGAUUUUGUAUUUUUCCGCAGAUACCGAUAUGUCUUUGCUGAACGAGAAAAGGUAUUUUUAAAGGAGGGAGAUGAAACCAUUAGGACUCGACUUCAAGAAAUCGGACCCCGAUUUACGUUGAAAGUGAGAUGGUUGAAGCGGGGUACUCUAGCUGGCGGAUUGAACCAGAAUGUCUUGCCAGGUCAGAUAGGCCGAGAGAGAAAACUAGGAGAGCUGGAAAGACAGCAAGAAGCAAGCAGAGCGGGGCGGCGACGCCAAGAAAGAAGUAAAGAUACGGGCAACCUAGCCACUUCCUCCAACGUUGCAACCACCGAUAUGUCAGCGCCCACGACAUCCACAGCAGCAACUAAUACUCCAGCUUCUCGUCCAACAUCUUCCAAGAAGAGGAAGCAAAAAUCUAAAACAUCUGCCGGGAUCGAAGAGAAGUUCCUAAGGGGAGAGCGAUCCGAUUCCGAAGACCCUGAAACCUCGGAGAAACCCAGGAAAAGUGGAGGGCUAAAUGAAUUCAUGAAAAAUGUCAAACAGCGGGCUAGUCAAGGUCGCAAUACCAGCCGUGAAUUGGAGUGGGAAUGGAAGCCGAACAUGGGAGUAUCUCGUCGAAAAUUCUUCCUCUGA
This is a messenger RNA of Puccinia triticina, 1641 nucleotides long. RefSeq lists its product as uncharacterized. Gene Ontology annotation, biological process: maturation of 5.8S rRNA; maturation of LSU-rRNA. Gene Ontology annotation, cellular component: preribosome, large subunit precursor; nucleolus. The coding region runs from base 1 to 1641 and encodes 546 amino acids. The transcript is spliced from 4 exons. The record is from RefSeq and is a predicted model, not a curated record. NCBI's taxonomy places the organism in Eukaryota, Fungi, Basidiomycota, Pucciniomycetes, Pucciniales, Pucciniaceae. Gene Ontology annotation, molecular function: rRNA primary transcript binding.